Molecule: messenger RNA, 2839 nt
Organism: Pungitius pungitius (ninespine stickleback)
Lineage: Eukaryota; Metazoa; Chordata; Actinopteri; Perciformes; Gasterosteidae
Gene: foxg1a
Product: forkhead box G1a
Exons: 1
Coding region: 254-1606 (450 amino acids)
Biological process (GO): regulation of transcription by RNA polymerase II
Cellular component (GO): nucleus
Molecular function (GO): DNA-binding transcription factor activity; sequence-specific double-stranded DNA binding
Source: RefSeq, a predicted model, not a curated record
GUCCAACCAAUGUUUUUGACUUGCUUUAGUGGCUGCGGCUCCCUAAUUAAUUGCAGCUAUCUGUCUCCUAUCGAUGUGUGUGUACAAGUGUGUUGUGUGUGCGCGUGUGUGUUUCCUCUCUUUCUCCCCAAAGCGAACAUGAAAUAGUUUGUUGGCUCUAUACUUUCUUUCCUCCCAUCGUCCCCCCGUCCGUCCUCCCCGUCCUGGUUCGCGGCGCAGAGCGGACACAUCGAAGCCCAGCGGCGCCCCGGUGAUGUUGGAUAUGGGAGAGCGCAAAGAGGCCAAAAUGAUCCCCAAAUCCUCCUUCAGCAUAAACAGUUUGGUGCCGGAGGCCGUGCAGAGCGACAACAACAACCAGCAGAGCCAGCUGCACCACCAGAGCCCGCACCAGAACCACCACCCGAACCACCACCACCACCACCUCCACCACCACCACCUCCUCCACCGGCCCGGCGGCGCGGACGAAGCCGAGCAGAAGCCUCCGAUCGCGGCCGCCGCGCCGCAGGACGCCAAAGCGGAUCCUAAAAGUGACUCGUCGAGCCAGGAGAGCUGCUCGGACGAGAAGGAGAAGCCGGAGGAGAAGAAGGAGGGGAAGGACGCGGACGGAGGCGCCGGCGGGAAGGACGGGGAGAAGAAGAGCGGCAAGUACGAAAAGCCCCCCUUCAGCUACAACGCGCUGAUCAUGAUGGCGAUCCGGCAGAGCCCCGAGAAGAGGCUCACCCUGAACGGCAUCUACGAGUUCAUCAUGAAGAACUUCCCGUACUACCGGGAGAACAAGCAGGGCUGGCAGAACUCCAUCCGCCACAACCUCAGCCUGAACAAGUGCUUCGUCAAGGUGCCGCGGCACUACGACGACCCGGGCAAAGGGAACUACUGGAUGCUGGACCCGAGCAGCGACGACGUCUUCAUCGGCGGCACCACCGGGAAGCUGCGGCGGCGCUCCACCACGUCCCGGGCCAAGCUGGCCUUCAAGCGGGGCGCCCGGCUGACCUCGGGGCUGACCUUCAUGGACCGCGCCGGCUCCCUGUACUGGCCCAUGUCCCCCUUCCUGUCCCUGCACCACCCGCGGGCCGGCGGCGCCCUGGGCUACAACGGCACGUCGUCGGGCUACCCGGGCCACCCCAUGUCCUACAGCACCAUGCUCACGCAGAACAUGAGCAACAGCCACCCGUCGUUCCCGUCCUCCAACGGGCUCAGCAUGGACCGGCUGGUCGGCGGGGAUCUCCCCUACGCGACGCACCACCUGACGGCGGCGGCCCUGGCGGCCUCGGCGGUGCCCUGCGGCCUCUCCGUGCCUUGCUCCGGGGCCACGUACUCCCUCAACCCGUGCUCGGUCAACCUGCUGUCGGGUCAGACCAGUUACUUUUUCCCCCACGUCCCGCACCCGUCCAUGACCACGCAGUCCGGCGGCGGCUCCCUGCAGGCCGCCCGGGCUUCGGCCUCCAAUUCCCCGCAGGCUCCGUCGUCCUCCUCGCUGCAGUGUGACUCUCUGAGGCCGGCCCUGUCCGGCUCUCUGCCGGCCUUCUCCUCGGGACUUUCCGGAGGUUUGUCUGACUAUUUUACGCAUCAAAACCAGGGUUCGACCUCCAACCCGCUUAUACACUAACACCCCGAGGCCCCCUGCCCCCCCACCCCCCACCGAGCGGGACGCAGGAACAUUUUACACUGGACAUUUACAGCGUGUAAAGAACAGAAAAAGAACAAUUGACAAAUUAUUAUAAACUACCUACUAUAGAAAAAAGAGGAGAGACUUCAACUGCAAAACAAAAAAAGAGCCGCAGAGAAACUGACAGAAAGCCGCGCUCAAGUUUCCAGGUAUUUUUUAAUAUUAUUCUGAUGAUGACGCUCUCUUCUUCAUCUUCUUCUUCUUCUUCUUCUUCUUCUUCUUCUUCUUCUCCUGCAGUCCCACUUGGUGUGUAAAUAAUGUCUGUUUCUAUGUCCGGUCUGUCUGUAGAAAACUGUCCGUCAGCGACGUGCAAUGUGACCGGAACCCGAGAGGCGGAUGUUUCUGUUGUUGUUGUUGUUGUUGUUGUCGGAGGAGCCAUUGCUCUCGAUAGAAUGUGUAUUUAAAAUAGUUUCAUCUAAUUCCGAGAUUAACCAGGUUUUGAUAUGACGGUGACGUCAGCCGCGUGGCUGCAGUAUUAUCAGGUCUCGCGCGGGCCAGAAGGACGCGCGCGGCGGGGAGGAUUUCUGUUUUUAUUUCUAAUUCAACUGUAAAAUGCGCGCGCACGUGCGCUAUUUCCUUUUCUUCAAAGCGUUUCCUCCUUCCUGCCCGCGUGCUUCUCACAGACCAAAGAACCGGUUCUCGGAGCCUCGCGCGGCGGCUUCUGCCGGUACCGGAGGAUCAAAGGCCUCGCGUGCACGUUUACGUUUAAAAUCACCGGAGAUGUGCACGGAGCCUCGCGUGCUCGUGCUCACGAGCCGGCUUCAGACGGGAUUCUGGUUCCGGAUCAGAGUCCCGGACCUGGACCGUCCCGGUUCGGCGGGUUAUUCCGCCUUCUGCCAGCGGACCCUCGCGCCUCCUCCUCCUCCUCCUCCUCCUCCUGCUAUUUUCAUUUGUUUCUUUGAUUGGUAAAAGAGAGAAAAUGUCUAUUUGUAAUUUGAAUUUGUUUCCUUCUUUUCCACAAAGAGGAAAACAGUGUAAAGAAGCCUCGUUAUCUAAUUACUACUUGGAAUGAUUGUCUUUCAUUGUCGUCUCUAAACAGAUUUUUCAUGGUUGUGAUACUAUUGUGGUCUUAUUCUUAUUCCCGUGUUUGUCGCUACAGAAGUUAAAAAAAGAGAAAAAAUGUUUUAAUCAUAAAAAAAUGAAAAAUAAAAGAUAGGUUACAUUCAUAACUAA